UUGAUCUGAUUACUAUAUUUCAAACAAUUCUUGAAAUGAAAUCAACCAGUGUAAUCUUUUCAUACUGUGGUAAAAAGUUAUGCUCUUUUGCUAAACUGAUCCUCAUAUUUCUGUGACCUUUUUCGGUGCUAGUAUUAGUAGCCUAUAAGAAAACACUAGUGAGGACUGAGUGCUGUUAUGUUUGCUGUUGGGUCAUCUGUUCUGUAGACAAAGCUUUGAUGCAGCACCUAAAAUAAAGGCAAAAUGCUAUUAUGGGGGUCUUUUUUAUCCAGGAGGAGGUCAGUUCUCAACUAAACUCAUUCAUCCAUGAAAAGACACAAUUUUACAGGCUGUUCUUGAAAAUCAGAUCCUGGUGUGCUAUUUGAUUUUCUGUGAACUAUCCUUUAUUCUUGUUACUUACUCUACUCAUGUUUGCUUUUCCCUAGGCCAAGUCAAAAGCUCCCCUUGUACAAAUGUUUAUAGCUUCUCUUGUACCUCAUGUCAAAUUCAAGGUCUAAGUCCAACAUUUUGAGUUUGUGGAGUCUGGAAAGCAUCAGUGUUUCUUAUCAGUCUUCGUAACACAGAUGUUUGUUGCUCUUUUUUCUGACCUAACUGAUAGCAGUACCAUGGGCUGUUCUGUUUGUCCGCACAAAGGUGGAAAAAAUAGUAGCACUCUUGAAUUUCAAAUAUCUGAAUUUUGUUUUAAAUGUGCUUUGCAAGCUGGAUGACGUCUAACAUGCAUCCCAGCAUGUGGCAGCCACUCAGUUCCCAUUGAAUAAUGUGGAGGGGUGGUUUCUGUUUGAUGAUUUAACACCAAAACUUGUAUAGGUUUACAGCUUUAUAGGCCAAAUCCUGAAGUUCUUACUUGGGCAAUGGCUCUGUCAGUUUUAAUGAGAUACUAAUGAGGUCUGAUCUCUGGGAUCCAGCCUUUUUAUUCUUCUGUAAAGAAUGGACUUCUGUUGCAGGGCUGUUUCAGUACUGGUAUUGCUUUCUGCACAAUACUAGUGAAAAUAGAGUAGCACAGAUUUCAACACACGCUGGCAACCAGAGUACAAACCCUGUGGGAACCCUUUGUGUAUUCCUAGCAUGGACGAAGGUCUAUGUUGCCUUGUCUAUAUUGCUUUGUUACCCAUGCUACAUGAAUUAAGCUAUCAUUCAUAGGCUAACGUGCGAUUUAGUCACACCACCAUUUUGCUGUAUAAACAUACCCUUCGAAUCUGACACUGGUGAAGGAAGACUCGGCAGUCUUUAUAGUUCAGUGAUAAUGUAAAGGAAUGUUGCUAAAUACAACCCCUGCUAAUACAUCAGUCAGUCAAUCCUGAGGCUACACCAACCAUUCGGGCACCUUUGCAUAGAGCAAUAACUUUCCUCCAUUCACCCUGGUCUUUUGCAAUCCCUGUAACAAUCAGUCAGUUUUAAUCCUGUACAGUCUUUGAUGUUGCUGGUCCAGCCGGUCCUAGGUCUUCCUCUUCUUCAUCCAUCCACAGAACCCUGCAGGAUGGUGUUUGCAAGGGUUUGGCAGGAAGAAUGUUCUGUUUGUGACCAUGGGGGUGCAAACUGGCUUCAGCUUUCUGCAAGUUUUCUCCAUCAACUGGGAGAUGUUUUCAGUGCUCUUUGUCCUCGUCGGCAUGGGACAGAUCUCUAACUAUGUGGCGGCUUUUGUGCUUGGCACGGAAAUUCUUGGCAAAUCAGUUCGCAUAAUAUACUGCACAUUAGGUGUUUGCAUAUUUUAUGCAUUUGGCUACAUGUUGCUGCCGCUGUUUGCUUACUUCAUCAGAGACUGGCGGACACUGCUUCUGGCUCUUACUUUACCUGGGCUGCUCUGCAUUCCUCUGUGGUGGGUCAUCCCAGAAUCCCCCCGGUGGCUAAUCUCCCAAGGAAGAUUUCAAGAGGCAGAAAUGAUCCUCCGUAAAGCUGCAAAAAUUAAUCGGAUUACAGCUCCCGAUGUAAUAUUUGACCCUAUGGAGAUGCAAGACUUGGAUUCCCAGGUGCAGCAAACGUACAGCUUUUUGGACCUAUUGAGGACCCGAAAUAUCCGAUCUAUCACUAUUAUGUCAGUGAUUCUUUGGAUGAUAAUCUCUGUCGGCUAUUUUGGUCUCUCGCUUGACACUCCUAACUUGCAUGGAGAUGCCUAUUUAAACUGUUUCCUUUCGGCGGUUACCGAAGUUCCAGCCUAUGUUAUUUCCUGGCUUCUUCUCCGAAAUCUCCCCCGACGGUAUUCAAUAUCAGCUGCGUUGUUCUUGGGAGGCUGUGUUCUUCUCUUCAUUCAGCUGGUGCCUGCAUCUCUUCAGAUCAUGUCCAUUAUCCUGGUCAUGUUUGGGAAAUUUGGAAUCACGUCUGCCUUUUCAAUGGUUUAUGUGUACACUGCUGAGCUCUACCCAACAGUUGUGAGGAAUAUGGGAGUUGGAGCAAGUUCCAUGGCCUCCAGGUUGGGCAGCAUCCUCUCGCCAUACUUUGUGUACCUUGGUGCUUAUGACAGAUUCCUGCCAUACAUCCUGAUGGGAAGCCUGACUGUGCUGACAGGAAUCCUUACUCUCUUUCUCCCAGAAAGUUAUGGUAUUCCUCUCCCAGACACCAUUGAGCAGAUGCUGCUGGUUAAAGGAAUCAAAUACAGACAUUCAUCUAGUGGUCCAAGGGUUUCAAAGGAUGAAGAAGAAAGUCCCGUGAUUCUUAAAAGCACAGCUGUUUGAUGUAUCUACACUGCAUACUUCAUGAUGGACUGAAAAGUAGAGAGACUUUUCUUUAAUUUUUCUACCAGAAAGUGCUAGUGGCAACAUUUCAUUUCCUGUAAUUAUAAACUUAUUUAUUAAACACAGUUUUCAGUAGGUUCCAUUUUAUAUGAACACAAAUACUGUAGGUCCCUCCCUGAAAUCUCCAUCAGCAUUUGUUUAAUAUGUCAGUUACACUGAGCACUAUGGGAUCGACAGAGUCAGAGUCUGCAUCUUCAGAUAAUGAGGAAACUCUGUGUACAAAGGUGCUUGAAGAUGAGGUCUGGAGUGACUUCAGUCCUUAGGGAACCUUCACACAACAUACUGCAUAUCAGCAAGAGUUAAAACUUGCCAACUCUUACUAAUUAGUAACAAAAGAUGCCAAAAGACUGCCAGUGAUUGCUUGACAGACAGACACCAUCAUUCCAGAGCAAAAAGCUGACUUAAAGGAUAAAGGUUGCAAAAACAUUUGGUUUGGCAGUUUUAUAAUGGUAUACAUUUUCACAGAGGAUGCUAUGUCCAUGACACAUUUCUGAACAAAUUCAGGCAUGGAAAAAAAGGAAAACGCUGAGAAACAAAUUUGAAAACUGUGUUUUAUCUUAGCUGGAAUGCAUUUUCUAAUGCAAAGAGUUUGCACUAGUUACAUUUUGGUAGUACACUGCAUGUCAAAUACCUUUUUAACAUGGCCACAGGGUGAAUUUGUUUACACCUGAUAUUGGGAUGUGGUUUUUUUUCCAGAUUCAUACAUUUAUUUUAAACAAUGCAAAUAGGUUUUAUCUUUUUUUUGUUUGUUUUACUUCUAGGAUACAUUACAAGCUAAUCCUUUAAGUUGGUCUUAAACCCUUAGUGCAGUUUGGUUUAGGGAGCAAACAAAUGUCUGUUUUCACGAGAUUUUUUUUAUUUCCCUUUUGUCAUUUUUUCCAUUUGAUGGCUAAAUUUGUCUCCUUUACAUCUGUGUGGCUACACUGACUUGAAGGCAGUGGAACUGCAUGGGUGUUACUGAGAGUAAAAUUUAGCCUCUUGUGCUUGACCUAGGUGCCAAUAGCAUCAUUUUAUGUGAACUUGUUUUCUUAUAAGUAUCAUGAAAUCCAUGACAUUUAAAUAAAAGUGCAAAAAAACAAGAAAUCAUGAUGAAAAUAAUACCAAGAAACAAUUCUUUUUAUCACAGAAGCUGUCUAGGUAUUAUCUGUAUUUCUUUCAGGAAAAUUUUUCUCUGUCUCUCAUUUUGCACAAUUCUGAAGGUGCAGUAUUUUUGGCUGGAAAAGUUUGAGAUGAAUCUAUUGGGGACAUUCUGUGGUACUUUUUAUAGUUUAAUAAAUAGAAUCUAACCUUUUUAUAAUCAAAGCUACUAAUGCCGUUUACAAACAUUUUAUGUUUUACUACUGGGUUUUUUUCCAUUUUUUUUUUUUAUUUAGCUUUUGCUAAACAUUUCGAUAACCAGGAUUUCUUGCUCCUUUACCCUGGUGAUCAUGCUGUAGCAGCAGUUUUGGUGCACUACUUCCUGCCUUAUAGGAGAAUGUGUAGACCCUCCCCUUUUGUCUCACCUUCUCACAUGCACAUGUAUAUACUGUAAGCAAUUGGAUUGUCUAGUUCCUCCUGUCUGUACCUAUAAACGUGUAGCCAGAAGUUGGCCAGUGUUAAUGUAUCAUAGAUGAGACUAUUUCUGUGCCCUUGAGGCUGGAUUAUGUUGCAUUGUGUGGGUCUUUGGAGGGUGGGGCAAGAAUCUAAAUAUGUUUCCAUGUGCUGUAACCAGUUAGAUGCAGCUGAUUCAGAGGGCUGCUAUUUUCUUGACAGUGGUGCAUUCCUGGCAAUUGCAUUUUAUAGCAUGCUGUAUGACUUGAAGCUAGUGCACAAUGUGGUCAACCUAAAGUGAACGUUUUAAAGCCUCACUCCAGAUUACACAAUGGCCUCAGCAUGGCAAAUCUGCGUAACAGGACCAUGCAUGAACCAUGAGUCCCCCUUAAUAUGGGCCUUGUUUAAUAAAAACCUUUGAAAUAUUCUAAAGCUUGCUCUUGCAUGGUAUAAUUUGCCAUUUCUGUGCCCAUUUUAUGCAUUCAUUAUAAAACAGACAAAUCUAAUCUCAAUGAUAUCCUAAAAGUUAGUGGAAAUAUGUGUUGUUAAAUAAAAAAAAA
Alligator sinensis (Chinese alligator) is the source of this 4819-nucleotide messenger RNA. Its product is annotated as solute carrier family 22 member 5. Gene Ontology annotation, cellular component: membrane. Bases 1524 to 2669 code for a protein of 381 amino acids. Gene Ontology annotation, molecular function: transmembrane transporter activity. The record is from RefSeq and is a predicted model, not a curated record. The transcript has 9 exons. Gene Ontology annotation, biological process: transmembrane transport. Lineage: Eukaryota; Metazoa; Chordata; Crocodylia; Alligatoridae.